Messenger RNA from Phytophthora sojae, 432 nucleotides. RefSeq lists its product as hypothetical. The record is from RefSeq and is a predicted model, not a curated record. The transcript is spliced from 5 exons. Lineage: Eukaryota; Oomycota; Peronosporomycetes; Peronosporales; Peronosporaceae. The coding region runs from base 1 to 432 and encodes 143 amino acids.
AUGGCGAGGCGGCGAGGAGGCAACGCCAGCCAGCCGCAGGUGACGCCGUACCAGCAGAUUGAGCUGGACGACGGGUGGCGAGAGUGGGAAAAUACAAAGCAGGAGCUCGCACUAGUGAAGAGGCAGUUGACGGAAAAGGACGCGCUGGUGAUACAGCUCAAGACUGCAUCUCGCCGGCUACAGGAAACAUUGCGAAAGAAAGACAAGGGCUUGCAAGCUGCGUUUGCGAUCCUGCGGUCACCGCAAGAUGCCAAGACUACGAAGACCCGCAAGCAGGAGCUCAUCGACCGCCUUGUGUCGGAGUGCAUGCAGAGGGCUGCGACGGCUGAAGCACUAGCAGAAGAACGAAGAAGAGAGCUCGACCGGCUUCGAUACAGCAGGUGCGUGCCUUUGAGUGUCAAUUUGGUGGUCAUACACUCACGUUCAUGGUAG